Molecule: messenger RNA, 4684 nt
Organism: Vanrija pseudolonga
Lineage: Eukaryota; Fungi; Basidiomycota; Tremellomycetes; Trichosporonales; Trichosporonaceae
Product: Rho guanine nucleotide exchange factor scd1
Exons: 6
Coding region: 1103-4369 (1088 amino acids)
Biological process (GO): establishment of cell polarity; septin ring organization
Cellular component (GO): mating projection tip; nucleus; division septum
Molecular function (GO): guanyl-nucleotide exchange factor activity; protein binding
Source: RefSeq, a predicted model, not a curated record
CUUCAUCGCCCAUCGUUGGCUAAACCCCCUCUCUCGUUCCCGUUUCGCCAUCUCACCCCCCCUCGCCAUCAUCGACCUCCUCCUCCUCAUUGCAUUGACUGUAUCUCACUUUGUGUUCCACCCCUUUCUUUCACGACCCAAACAAAACUCGACACUACCUACACAACCACCCUACCCCUCUCGCCCAAACCUUUUCGUCGACAACGCCCUGGCUAGAGGCCGAGCGUCUUGAUUGUUUCCCCUCGUCGUCGUCUCCGCGUCUCCUACCGACAAGAAUCACUUGAAACACGGACAACGUGCCUGCGCUCGAGCUACCCACAACCCACCGUCCUUUCCUCAAGCCUCCCCUGCAUCUCCUCCCUCCCUCACGCUCACGCCGCCUCUUUCUUGAUCCCUCGAUCCACCACCCCCCCUUCCCUCCUCGUCGUACCCCAAGUCCCAUCGCGCCCAAGGCCAGAGGCCAACACCCAGCGACACACAUCUCGACCAGCAACCACCUCGCCCUCGUCAACCCGACACGCCGCGCCGCCGUUGCCGAGACCCAACUCUGUCCAAACUCGUCUUUGGCAGGACCAUAAUCCCAAACUACGCGCACGCACCAGUUGCUUUCUCUUCAUCAUCGACGGUUGCGCUCAUUGCCGAGCUUGACCAGCUCGCCGAGCUCGAACAACGCGUGCGCCCGGCCCCUCGUCCAUCCACCACGCGAUCCAGUCGUAAAAGCGUCUCGUCGCGAUCCACCCUUUGCAUCGUCAAGGGUUCGUGGUGUCACAUCAAAGUCUCACACGUCGCUCAACCCGUCGCCCUCGCCGCCUACCGUGACGCUUGGACGCUCACGACGACGCUCGGACUGGCUGCCGUCGACUUGACCCUACCCUCCCCCACAUUUGCCAUUGCCAGACAAUCGCUCGCAGUGACCUGCGCGUCGAUUUCGUGGCCUGUCAAGUAACAAGCAUCUUCUCCAUCGCAUUCGCGUCUACGAACUCUUUCGACUCGCGUCGGUCGGUAGCUCUUAAAGAGCACCCUUUCCACCCCCCUCCCUCACACAGCCACCCGCCGGCCGUCCUGACGACCGAUCAUCGCCACCUCCCCGCCCUUCCCAGCAAUGUCCAUAUCACGAAAGCGUGUCGGCUCUGUCAGUCAGCGUAACGACUCGCCUCUCCCACCACUGGACAUUCAAUCCAUCCAGAUGCCGCCAAAUCCCCAAAAUGCCCUGGCCCUCAAGACGGCAGCCUUGUCGUCGACAAAGACCUUGUUCCAGAUGGCCUCGGGCCUGAGGAAGAGGUUGCGGAGUGUCGAGGACUUUGCUCCGUUUCUGGAGCAACCAAGCAGUGCGAACCAGCUCGACGUCGUGGCCCACAUGUGCCAUGUGUUCCGACUGGGAUCCUCGCUUUGCCACCUCUACAACCAGUUGAUCCCCUCCUUUGUCAACCCAUCGUCUCCCCUGUACGCUGGAGACCUCCCAGAACCACACCCGAUCAACUAUGACCCUCCUAACUUCAAGGACUCGCCCGAAGGUGUCCGCAACUGGGCCAAGCGUCCUGAAAACGCCAAGGUCUGCCAAAAGUACAUUGCCUUGUUCUGCAUGGCAAUGAAGCAGCGGCGCGAGGAAGGCAGAUGGCACGGAGAAUCAUGGGCCAUCCACGAGCUACUGGGCAAAAGCACUGGCGACGAGAGCGACCUCGAAUCCUACGACUCGACCGGCUUGACAAAGGUCUUCCAGACAGUCGAGGCGAUGCUCGACAACCUGCCAGAGUCGGCCAUCUUCCCAUCUUCUCCCACACCGACUACCCCGUUUGGAACGAGUUCAUCCCAAACAUUCUCAGCCCUCGCACCGCUCUCCACCAACACGCGCUCAAACUCGCGCCAGUCGUAUGAGUUGCCCUAUUCGUCUGCGGGCACACCAACCGGUUCUUCUGUCAACGGAAUCGCCGCGGCAGUCAACGGCGGCAUCCUCACAGAUUCCGAAGCUGGUCCUGGUCCUUCGACCGUCGAGCAGCAGCGAUCAUCCGGUUCGGGUGCUAUUGGUGCCAUUGGAAAUGCCUUCAAGACGGUCGAGGAGCUCGUCAACAGUGAGCGCUCAUACGUCCAGGAGCUCGAGAUUCUCGAGCGGUGCUCGGUCGAGAUCCUCAAGGCCGAGCUCGUCUCCGCCGAGACGGUUUAUUCGAUCUUCUCCAACCUCCGCCAGAUUCUCGACUUCCAACGCAAGUUCUUGAUCAAGCUCGAGACCGAGUACGAGCCGAUCGAGGAGCGUGGAUGCGUCGCAUGGAACGAAGGGCGUUUCGGACGGCCAUUCGUCGAGAUGGAGAAGGAGUUUGAGUGCUACGGCCCCUACUGUGCCAACUACCUGGACGCCAUGAAGACGGUCAACGACUUCAGGGUCAACUUGAUGCUUGGACAGGACCUGCCGGAGGGACAAAAGCCAUGCCUGCAUCCCGAGCGCGAACUCCAGGCGUUCAUGAUCAAGCCCAUUCAGCGUAUCACAAAGUAUGGGCUGCUUCUGGACGCUAUUCUCCACGCCACAGCCAAGCAAGAGUAUGCUUACCGCGAGGAGCUCCAGGCCGGUCUUGCAGCAGUACGGCGCAUUGCCGCCGAUAUCAACGAGACGACGGCGUUCAAGGAGAAGCAGGCAACUGUCCGCGAGCUUGUCGAGCGCGUUGAUGACUGGAAGGGACACGACUACGAGCGCUUCGGAGACUUGCACCUCGACGACCAGUUCACCGUGUCCAAGGCCGACUCGCCCAGAGAUUACCACGUCUUCCUCUUCGACAAGAUGAUGCUCUGCUGCAAGGAGAUUCAGCAGGACAGAAAGAAGGGUGCCAAGAACAACAGCAUGCUCAACCGCAAGGACAAGACAACGAGCAAGAGCGCUCUCCCACCAAAGUCUCGUCUGGCAUUAAAAGGGCGAAUCUUCGUCUCCAACAUCACGGCUGCUCACCUCCUCCCACCAACAGAGCAGUAUGGUGCCCCUCGGGUUCACAUCGUCUGGUCGGUCCCGGCCAAGUCGGGCGAUGCGGAGCAGGAUGUCGAGGACUCGUUCAUCAUGUCUGGGCGCUCUGAAGACACGAUGAAGAGAUGGGCCGACAAGGUGAUGGAACUGGCCGCCAUUGCCCGCAAGCAGCAAGAGGACCGCACUGCCAGCACCCGGUUCAGCAGCAACACUCGUGCAUCUGACCCUCGUGCCCCGUACUGGGCUCAAUCGCAGUUUGCUCCUCCCACGCCUGCCACCGAGCAUGGCACGUUCAACUUCCCUCCCGUCCCCGGCACUCCCAGACAAAGCGAGAACGGCUACUACUUGGAUGGCGACGACGACGAGCCUGUCAACGGUCUUGCCAUCUAUGGCGUUCCUGGCGUGCCCUUCCCAGUCAAUGCGCGUCGUGCCCAGAGCCAGCAGUCCUUGCCAGCUGUUCAGCAGGCCGAGCUGCGCGCUCGUGCAAUGACCGAGGACCAGAACGGGCCGAGCAUGACUCAGUGGCGGCAGCAGGCCGUCCCGCCUUUGCCAUCGCACCCUCGCUUGGCGUCCAACGAUUCCAACGGGUCUGCUGUCACCCCAGAGGGGUGGCGCGCAGGAUCCAACGGCCGCCGCCAGCACAGCCAGUCGCAGUCGCGCCUGCCUGGCCGCCUCGAGGAGGAGGAAGCUGAGUUUGCCAGCGCCCCUCCAGGCGCCUUCGCUCGUUACGAGCAGGCCACGCCCAGAGGCAUGGCCAGAGCCCCCUCAAACGGUUCAGCUGCCCCUCAAGGCCAGCCACAAGGGUCGGUCCGCAGCCGCAGCGCCUCGUCGCCCAAUGUCUACCAGCCGGUGAACCAGGCUCCUCUACCUCCACUCCCCAACGGUUCGAGCCCCACUUGGCAAAACCAGAACACGCCAUACGUGUCUUCCUCUGCCACCUCGUCGUCUACUGGUCUUGGAUCUACCCCUGGCGGCACGGCCUACUUUAACCGUCGCAUGAGCACUGGCAAGCGCUCGAGCGCAGAGUCGCAGACCACCGAAACGUCGGAGACUUCAAGCCAGAGCCCUCGCACGCCGUACACCAACGCCACUCCCGGCGACUUGCGUGGCGCCACGCCCGUGUCUCGCCAAAACAGUCAGGAAGCUGGGCCUGCUCAGAACGUGCUCGUUAAAGUGCGCUCUGGCGAGUCCAACUUUGUCAUUGGCAUCCCGACCGAUAUUACGUUCCAGACGCUCUACGAGAAGGUUGUCAAGAAGCUUCGCCUCUGUUCUGCGCACCACGCCAGCGCCGGCCUCGACCUUGUGGUCAGAAUCAAGUGGCUCGACUCUGAUGGUGACGAGGUUGUCAUCAAGACCGACUCGGACGUCCAGGUCAUGCUCGUCGAGUCUGUCUCGGAGCAGAUCCAGCUCAUUGCCACUUGAACGCAGCGAGCUUCGGCCACUUCUUCAUGUGAAUAAUACGCCGCCCAACAUGCUUUAUCACGCGCCCCAUUGUGGUCCAAACGUGACCCCACCACCGCCAGCCGCGCAUCAACCCCUGCGGCUCCCACAUUCGUUUCUUUAUUGUCGUCUCUCUCUCUCUCUGUGGCGCCGCGUAGUAAUAGGAUUGCUCUCGAUUGUUGUUGGGUAAGGUUUCAGGAGCUUUAGUAGAUGCGCGCAUUCUCUCUCUCUCUCUCACUCUCGGUCCCUUGUUUCCAGACUUGUCGUCAAAGGAAUGUAACGCUAUUUGUUCUGGUG